This is a messenger RNA of Ostertagia ostertagi, 729 nucleotides long. The record is from the annotation of a GenBank genome assembly. Lineage: Eukaryota; Metazoa; Nematoda; Chromadorea; Rhabditida; Trichostrongylidae.
AUGGACUCCGUCAGAACAUUGCGGCAUCAACCAGCUGUAUUUGGCUCGAGAAGAUGUUUGGAUACCAGAAGUGACUAUAUAGUUGACGUACUUUCCACCAUAGAUCACCGAGAAGACUUCCAGAAAUUCGUUUUGUUGAAUAGCUCCGGUUCGCUGGAAUUCUUCGUGCCGACAGUGACGUCCAUCGCAUGCAAGAUUAAGAUACACGACUUUCCUUUCGACGUCCAAACGUGCACUAUCAAAGUGAUGGCACAGACAUUCAUAGCUCGUCAAUACGCCAUAGAAGCAAAAUUCUUCACAACGAAUGCUUCGCGGAUCGCACAGAUGGUUCUUAUAGGAUUUCUUCACAUUGUUUUUCUUGAUUACAGAUUGGUCCACCCAGAAGAACCUGGAACUUGGUUAAAUUUUGGCCUUUUCUCGAUGUUUAAAAAUAACGUGGAAAGAUUGGGUGGUAUAAAAAUUGAAGCGAGAUGCCGAUUAAUUUCAUUUUGUUUAGGGAAACGGCGAAUGGCAAAUCACAAAUGUUUCUGUGUGGACAAAACCCGAAGAGAACACAGAUGGGCUUCUUGUGGAAUUAACUACUUCGAUGUCUCUAUGAAACGCAAUCCAGUAUUCUAUGUGACUGUAGUCAUCUCCCCAUCCUUUAUAAUUAAUGUUCCUUCAUGCAUUAUUUGGGCUAUUUCUGCGAGCGGACCGCAUGGCAAAGAUUUGCUAUGGAAUACGCAGAUC